AUGUGCUGCAGCUGCGUAGCGCCGGAAGCUCCCAUCACCGCGCCCCCACGGGAAGGAGUGAUGAGCGGCAGCUGGCAGAAGAUCAGCUGUCCAAGUGGCAUGGUUCUCUCCGAACCGCUCACCUUGUGUGGUCGGUACUCGGGUUGCGGUCCUGAGAACUACUCCUGGAGCACCCGCUCUUAUUGCUCCUCCACGUGCGCUACUUCCUAUGGUGACUGCGAUUCUGAAGCAGUGUGCCAGACUUGCAUUCCUACGGGCACCGUCAGCGCCAGCACCACCACCACGACACGGCCAUCCUUUCCCUACGGCGCGUCAGAGACCUGUCCUGACAAGCCCACGACCACCACGACCACGCCCAACCCGUAUGGCACACGGCGAUGGGAGCAAGUGGGCAUCGCGAAUCGCUCCGCGUGCCGGGGUAAGAACGUCAAUGACAACAACCAGAGCUACUACACCGUCCGUGCUGCUCAGAGCUUGGAGGAUUGCCAAGAGCUUUGCAGGGCAGACUUCCCCAGGUGUAAGGGCAUCGAAUACAGCAAGGGACGCUGUGAACUGUGGACGAGGGUGGAUGGAAUCUUCAUCGCGAAGGAGCUGAAUGGCUUCACUUGCAUGCGCUUUGGCUGGCAGACCCGCGCCCUGUUCCGCUUUGGGGGCGAAGCCGCGUGCCGCGGCAAGGGCUCCACCUAUUUGGUGAAGGUCGCCCAUUCCGUGGAGGAGUGCAAGGCUCAAUGUUCAGCGGCGGAUCUUUGCACCGGCAUCGAGUUCAGCAUGGGUCGCUGUGAAAUUUGGCAAUCACCCAUUGAAUUCUACGUCUUCCGGAGCGGCUUUGCCUGCUUCCGCCCCUCGGCGGGCCACCGACCUGGUGACGAGGCUUUUCCCCACCAAGGCUUGAUCAGCUUGGAAUGGGCGGAUCGGAUGAUUUGUGGUGAAGAUAUGACCCGGAAAAUCCUGCGCUCCUUUUCCCGUGAAGUGCUCCGGUAUAUGUGGGUAGAGCUGAAGGAAACGAAGGACUUGGCUGCCAUCACGAUGGUGCAACCUGCACCUCCGGCGUGGUUCGACCGGGCCACGGGCCAAAAGACGUGUGCCAAGGAUGAGCAUGCGCCGAGCACGCCGCUUCCCUCGAACACCUCCACUCCGCGGUGUAGGUCGCAGUUGGGGAGUCGAUUGUCGCUGCGGCUCACUGGCUUUGAGACUCUGUUGGGCCAGCUGAGAGCGCAAUACGUGACGGAGGUCUCGGAGCUUCACGCGCACCUCACAGAGGCUCACGCGCAGAUCACCCGGCUGACGCUGGUAAGAGAUGACAUGGAAGAAGAAAUGGAGAAGAUCCGCUCGGAGAACGAGGACCUGUUGCAAGAUCUCCACCUCAAAGAGGUGCGUCAAAGCAAAUCCUCUCGCGUCUCCCUGGGGGAGCAGCUGAUGACGUGCUCCAUGGAAUCGGUGCCCAGCAGCCAGAAGACCUUCCCCACGCAUGUCAACGCCGCAAUGGCGAAGCGCCAUGAGCAGCUGCCGACGGUGAACGCCGAUCAAGUCCUCGAGGUCAUGGACGACGAGCGCGCCUCGAUCGCUUCCCUUGAAGCGCUCUUUAAAGAGACCGACAUGCGCAAAGGCGUCCUGGCCGCGGACGAAUAUGCCUCUGAGUCGGACUCCGAGAUCGAGAGGCGACUGAAGAGACUGCCGCGGGUGGAGCGAGCGCGGAUCUGGUUUCAGUCGAAUGACUAUGAAAUGUUGAUGGCGCUGAGCUUAUCUCUUUAUGUGGUUUGGAUGGCCUUCGAGCUGCAAUUCUAUGGUGUGAUUUCCGGCUAUGACCUUGGAGUCUACGACUUCCGCGUGCCAGUCGAGGAGAUCCCUUCGUGGGAUUCGGUCUUUCAGGUGGGUGAUGCAUGCUUUACGGCCUUCUACGGCAUGGACGUCAUCGUUCGCAUGUGCCUUCUCAGAAAGGUCUUUUGGCACCAUUGCUUAAACUAUGUGGAUGUAGCUGUGGCCUUGGCGUCCACGGCACAGCUCCUGUUGACCAAUAUGCCCAUCAACCCGGUGCUCUUCCGCUUAUUGCGGCUGGGGAAGCUGGCGCGGGCCAUUCGCAUGCUGCACAUGACCAGCAUUUUUCAGUCGCUUCAGCUCUUGGUGAAGUGUCUGGUGUCCUCGAGCAAUAUGCUUUUCUGGAGUUUCAUCCUCCUCGUGGUGGUUCAGAGCGUGGCCGGGCUGAUGCUGAGCACACUUUGUAUGGAUUUCAUCAUGUCUCCUGACAAGAACCUCGAGCUGCGCGAGGCAGUCUUCCGCUACUAUGGUACCUUUUCGCGAACCUUCCUCACUAUGUUCGAGAUUAUGUUUGCAAAUUGGAGCCCACCUUGCCGCGUUCUGGUGGAGCACAUCAGCGAGUGGUUCUCGGUGUUUUUCCUUUUGUACCGCUGCGUCCUAGGUUUUGCAGUGUUGAACAUCAUCAACGCCGUCUUCGUUCAGCAGACGAUGAAGACGGCGAGCUCGGACGAAGAGCUGGCGUUCAAGCAGAGGGAGAAGGAGAUCGCAGCCUACACGAGGAAAGUGAAGAAGUUGUUCCAGACCAUGGAUGCCAGUGGCAACGGAGCGAUCAACUUGCAAGAGUUCGCCAAACUGGUGCAGUCUCCAAAGUUGAAGUUCUGGAUGGGACAAUUGGAGCUCGAGUAUCACGAUAUGCUGAGCCUCUUUGAAUUUUUAGACAAUGGCGACGGAGAGAUUACCCUGCUGGAGUUCAUCGAUGGCGCCUGCCGCCUACGGGGCCAAGCGAAAGCCCUGGACGUGUGGCGCCUCGAGACCAAGCUCGAGGUGUUGUUGGAGGAAGUCAUCAACCGGUUGGCCCUGAACAAUGCUGGUAUCUCCAGCUGGUCCCUGGUGGGCCCAGAGCACAACGUCAAGUCCACCACCGUGCAACAGAUCUUCAACGCCUCGAGCUAUAGUCAUAUCAAGAGUAACCACAUCGUCCGGCAGGUCUCGUAA
Messenger RNA from Durusdinium trenchii, 2970 nucleotides. NCBI's taxonomy places the organism in Eukaryota, Dinophyceae, Suessiales, Symbiodiniaceae. The record is from the annotation of a GenBank genome assembly.